Molecule: messenger RNA, 1508 nt
Organism: Cuscuta campestris
Lineage: Eukaryota; Viridiplantae; Streptophyta; Magnoliopsida; Solanales; Convolvulaceae
Source: the annotation of a GenBank genome assembly
GGAGUAAAAUAAUAAUCUUUGUCUUCUUAAAGAUAAGGAUCUCUCUCUCUCUCUCUCUGUAAUUUCUAUCCAAUGACACAUUUAUCUCUACAGUAUCUUGUAUCUAUAGGUUAUAUGUAUACCCUCUGUAUGUAUCGUCUUGCUCGUGCUUAACAGUAGCGAGACCAUGUCGAUUGCGCUGAAGGGAAACAGUUCGGUCGAUCUAGGGAUCGAACGGUCGGGAUUCGUGCACGGGAUGAAGUGCAUCCCGAUCUAUGAGUCGCCGGAGUUUCCGGUCGGAGACGGUGGAUUUGCAGCGAAGGAGGCGGAUUCGGACGAGCAGACCUCGUCGUGCACUUCGUCUAUUGGCAGGAACAGUGAUGAUCUGCAGGUCGGGAGGUCCCUGGAUGCGGCGGACGGAGAUGGAGAGGAAGUGCAGAGCUCGUUCAAAGGCGGAGUUCUGGACAAUCUGGAGGCUCUGGAGGAGGUUUUGCCGAUUAAAUAUUGAUCGAUCUGGACUGUUCUUGUGGGUUUGGCAGAGCUGGAUCGAUCGGGUGCAUCUAAAGCUAUGAGCUAUAGAAUCUUACCUUAAGUUUGAAGCUUAAAUGGACUGCAAUGAACAUCUCAAAGUGUCUCUGCUUCAUAUUUUGUCUAUGAUUCCAAUAGAUGUGACCCUUUGUUCCAAUUAUUUGUUAUAUGAUUACUUUUCUAUAUAAUUAUCAUGUUCUAAUUAUAUUUUAUCUAAGUUUGCUUUUAUUAGGUUAUACAUUAUAUUUUGAGAAACAUCAAAUUUCUGUUUGCUUCAUUUCAUCAGGUGUUAUUUUUCUUUCUUUCAGGAGAGGAAUAUCAAACUUCUAUGCUGGCAAAUCUAAAUCUUUUACAAGUUUAUCACAUGCAGCUUCUUCUUCCUCCCUCAAUGACAUUGUCAAGCCAGAGAAUGCAUACACAAGAAAGCGCAAAAACUUGCUUGCUCAUAACAACUUCUUUAGUAAGAAUCAUAAUCAAAACAGUGGUGGUGGCCUAUACAAGAGACCUACCAACUCUAGAAGCUCUUUGGCUCUAGCUGCAACUCAGGAACGUUUUCCUCUUCCUCCCCAAGCACGGAGAAGUGGCGUUGAGUCCUCCUCCUCACCUACUCCUAAACAGAAGUUCUGUGGCUGGCGUUCUUUCUCCUUGUUUGAUCUGCAAGGUGUUGGAGAUGGAACUCUCAACCUCACUGGCACAAAGGAAUAGAGCAUAAUAUAAGUUCCAUUUUUUUGUGUCACCCUAUGAAACUAAUAUAUGUACUCUAGAUGUUCAUGGAGGUGGGAAUAUUUUCCUAUCUGGUUAGUGCUUUUACAGCAUGCUGUAGCUAUGUAUCCAGUUAUUUACUGCUCAGGUCAUGUACAUCAUCACCAUCCUUUCGUAUGUAAUUUCAUCGUCUACUUGUAAACAGUUUUAGCUUCUUCUUUUUGCCUUUGGCUGUUGUAUUUGUAUAUACAAGUUCAUUUGGAAUACAAUUCCCUUUCUUCCCUGAAUUUGAUCUCUUA